GUUUUUUAUGUAUGGUAGUGUAAAUCACGUGAUAGUGGGGCUCCUGUGUGUUCUCGGCUCUGAUCAGCUAACAGUCUGUCUGCUGCACAGCAUCAUCAAACCUGACGACACAGACAAACAGCACUAAAGAUCGGUCUCAUCCAAUAUAAUAUUUGAACUUCUGUAGAUCAGACCAGUCUAUCUAUCCUUAUCAAAUGGAUAAUGGGGACUGGGGGCAUAGGUUGGCUCACCUAGUCACCUUAAAUAUUGGAGGUCACCUCUACACCACCUCUGUCUCCACUCUACAACGUUACCCAGAUUCCAUGCUGGGGGCCAUGUUCCGUGGCGACUUCCCCACCACACGGGAUGCUCAGGGCAACUACUUCAUCGAUCGGGACGGGACGCUUUUCCGCUAUAUAUUAAACUUCUUACGCACAUCCGAGCUCACUCUUCCUGUUGACUUCAUGGAGAUGGACCUUCUGCGUAAAGAAGCUGACUUCUAUCAGAUUGAGCCAUUAAUCCAUUGCCUCAAUGACCCAAAGCCUCUCUACCCACUGGACACCUUUGAACAGGUGGUGGAGUUGUCUAGCACCCGCAAGCUCUCUAAGUACUCAAACCCUGUAGCAGUUAUUAUUACGCAACUAACCAUAACCACCAAGGUCCACUCACUGCUCGAGGGAAUAUCCAACAACUUCACCAAAUGGAACAAACACAUGAUGGACACCAGAGACUGUCAGGUGUCUUUCACCUUUGGACCGUGUGACCACCAUCAAGAGGUGUCUCUAAGGGUCCACCUCAUGGACUACAUCACUAAACAGGGAUUCACAAUUCGGAACACACGAGUGCACCACAUGAGUGAGCGUGCCAAUGAGAACACAGUUGAGCAUCAUUGGACUUUCUGCAGGCUAGCUUAUAAAGUAGAGGAUUGACCAAUUCACACCAAU
Myxocyprinus asiaticus (Chinese sucker) is the source of this 923-nucleotide messenger RNA. Its product is annotated as BTB/POZ domain-containing protein KCTD6. The coding region runs from base 195 to 908 and encodes 237 amino acids. Gene Ontology annotation, molecular function: protein binding. The transcript has 3 exons. The record is from RefSeq and is a predicted model, not a curated record. Lineage: Eukaryota; Metazoa; Chordata; Actinopteri; Cypriniformes; Catostomidae. Gene Ontology annotation, biological process: protein homooligomerization.